AUGUCGACGUCCAACGAUGAUACCAUCUCCAUCUCCUCGAGCCAAGGCGAGCAGUCAUCCGGGUUCUCGAUCCCUCUCCCUACCAGCAGCACUUCCGCCAGCUCCUCGGACAAAGAGAACAAGCCUCCCAGAGGUCAAGCUUCUCGGCCAUCCGAUGCUCUCCCCCAGCUUGCGCGGCCGCUCCUCCCGAGCUUCGACGUUGCUCACCGCGGAUGGGAUGCGUCCAACGUGCCCACGGCCAAGUGCGACCUCUGCCACAAGCAGCGCUGUGGCACGCUGCAAAAGUGCCGUGUCUGCAAGCUCUCCAUCUGUCACGGGUGCUGCCUCGGAGACCGCCUGAAGAAUGAUCGUCGACACUCCAUUGACGUUGCGGUCGUGGAUUGGGAUGUGCAGCCCAGCCUUCGGAAAAGGCGGUUCCGUGCUAUCGAGAGCAAGCCUGAGCCGCCAAAGGGUACCAAGAGACAGAAGAUCAUCAUCAAACGACGAGUUCCGGGACGAGGGCCAAGUGGCGAGCCGUCGGCUGCCAGUGAAGCAAGGGGCAGCGCGGCUCCUCCUGGGGUGAUGCUGGAUGGGGCUUCUUCGACUCCUGACAGUGAGGUAGUAUAUCGAGCAGAAGCCGGCCAGUCCCAAUAUCGAAACUAUGGCCGCGCUGGUUCCAUGGCCUCUGCCCCUGAGCCGCGGCUUUCUGUGGCAACGGAAGCCUACCAUCCUUCUGCCGGUCGAGCUCAACAACAGGAUACAAUGCCCCCGAUAUACGAUGCCCGCUAUCUACCGGAGACAAAGAACCUCAAUCAAGCAAGACUCCCUGCCGUACGACAGAGCUACGGUGAUGACGGCCAUGGGCAAUACGGGACGUCUUCGGACGAAGACCCUUUUUAUGCAGCUCCCGCCACAAGACUGCAAUCUCAGUAUCCUGUCCCUCAUACAGAUGGUUACUCGCAAGCUGCUGCUUCUUCUCGGCCUGUCCUUCCUUCCAUCGCGUCCUUGCUCAGCGGUAGGCUCCCGAGCUUCCCACCCCAAGCCACCUCGGAGAGGUACAGCCGUUCUCAUCAACGCUUCCACAACCACGAGGACCAGCCCGUCGCCAGUGAGGCGUGGCCUCUGAACGAGUACGUCGGUUCCCUCGGUACCGGCCUCGCCAACGCAGCUCGUGCGAACCAUGCGUCGUUCGGGAAGCCGUUGGACCAGUGUCUGCGGGAUGAACUCCAGGCCGUAUGGGCGUCUCCCGACUUCAUCGGCGAGGACCGUGACGCCGGCUUCCGGUAUCGCCGUCUCCUUUCCGCGGCGUACUACGCCAAUGCUUGCCUGGGUCUGUCGCCCAGGGGAAAUGCCGCGAGGGAGUGGUUGUGCGAGGAGGAGCGGAAGUUGUGGGAUAUGGGCUACGAGUCGAUAAAGUCGGUGCCGUUGAUGGACUUUUUGCACGAGGUUGGGGUUCGCUAUCUGCGAUAG
Trichoderma citrinoviride is the source of this 1449-nucleotide messenger RNA. RefSeq lists its product as hypothetical. Lineage: Eukaryota; Fungi; Ascomycota; Sordariomycetes; Hypocreales; Hypocreaceae. The record is from RefSeq and is a predicted model, not a curated record. The transcript has a single exon. Bases 1 to 1449 code for a protein of 482 amino acids.